AUGUUUUCUCGCUUGAAGUUAUCACAUCAGAUUUCUAUCCUCAAGCCACAGGUGGAAGAGUUGAACCGGAAAGAGGAGCGAAGGAAACGACUGGCGGCACAGAAGUCAAACGGCGUUCCUGCAGGUUUGGGGAGUGCUCAGUUGAGGAGUAUCCAGCGUCGUCUUGCUCAAGAAACCUCAAUGUUGGAUGCGGCGAGGGCUCAGGCAGACUAUUUAACAAAGAGACUUCAAAUGCACGAUGUUGUGUGA
This is a messenger RNA of Cantharellus anzutake, 249 nucleotides long. RefSeq lists its product as uncharacterized. The transcript has 2 exons. NCBI's taxonomy places the organism in Eukaryota, Fungi, Basidiomycota, Agaricomycetes, Cantharellales, Hydnaceae. The record is from RefSeq and is a predicted model, not a curated record. The coding region runs from base 1 to 249 and encodes 82 amino acids.